UGACUACACGCUGGGUUGUACUUUCUGCACAGGGGAUCCCAUUGCUGAAAAAAAAAAAAUACUUGACUGCAGCUGUAAAUUUUAGGUUAAUAGCAAAGCGAAGAACGUCAAAGUCCACCCGUCAUUCAGCGCGAGUUGGGCACAAAGCCACCUUUCUCGCCCUUGAUGCCUGACGAUGGCUGCUGUGGGCUUACGGUUGGGGAAACAAAUCCGUUGUCUGAGUGGAAGAGCUAAUUCCAAAACUUCAGGGGAGCCGAAGCUGAAAUAUGACGCUGUGAUCGUCGGAGGAGGACACAAUGGCCUGGUAGCGGCAGCGUAUCUGCAGAAAUCUGGGGUAAACUGUGUAGUACUCGAGAGGCGCCACGUGAUUGGCGGAGCAGCAGUUACUGAGGAGAUUAUUCCAGGUUUUAAGUUCUCAAGAGCGUCCUAUCUCCUCAGUCUUCUAAGACCACAGAUUUACAAAGACCUGGAACUAAAGAGACAUGGACUGAAAAUUUAUUUUCGAGACCCCCAUUCAUUCACUCCAAUAUUAGAAAAUGUCAGCGGACGUCCACCCAGGUCUCUUGUUCUUGGGUCAGAUAUGGCCGAGAACCAAAAGCAGAUCGCUCAAUUUUCCAAAAAAGAUGCAGAGGCAUAUCCAAAAUAUGAGGACUUCUUGAAUCGCCUGGUUUCUGCUAUAGACCCUCUCCUUGAUGCACCCCCUGUGGACGCUGCAGCCAUAGCUCAGGGGUCUUUGAUGACGAAACUGAAGUCCUUUAAGACACUCCGUCCAUUAAUAAAAGCAGGAAUUACACUGGGGGGCCAACUUCCAAAAUAUUACGAAGUCCUCACUGCUCCAAUAUCCAAGAUUUUGGAUGAAUGGUUUGAGUCCGAACCCUUGAAGUGUACCCUGGCCACCGAUGCAGUGAUUGGAGCAAUGUCCUGUCCGUCCUCUCCCGGCAGUGGGUAUGUUUUACUCCAUCAUGUCAUGGGGGAACUGGAAGGGAAGAAGGGGUCAUGGGGCUAUGUAGAAGGAGGAAUGGGCAUGGUUUCCAAUGCUAUUGCCAAGGCUGCGGUGGAAUCAGGGGCUGAAAUUUAUACAGAAAAGACAGUGCAACAGAUCCUGGUGGAUGACAAAGGGAACGCUACUGGUGUGGUCCUGCAGGAUGGAACAGAAAUACGGAGCAGACUGGUCCUGUCCAAUGCAACACCUCACCACACAUUUCUAAGUAUGACUCCAAAGGAGCGAUUGCCGGAGGAUUUUAUAACAAUGAUUUCUCAGUUUGAUGCAAAGUCCCCAGUUACCAAAAUAAAUGUGGCUGUAGAUCGGUUACCAAACUUCUUGUCCAUACCAAACACUCCUGAUGGCAAACCACUGCCCCAUCACCGCUGCUCCAUCCACCUGAACAGCGAGAACAUGCAGCUGAUUGAUAAGGCCCAUGACGAUGCCAGCAAGGGGCGGCCGUCUGAACGGCCGAUGAUUGAGAUCUGCAUUCCCUCAUCGCUGGACCCGACCCUCGCUCCUCCAGGAUGUCAUGUUAUUUCAAUCUUCUCACAGUAUACACCAUACACCCUGAGUGAAGGGCGGACGUGGAACGAAGAGGAGAGGAAUAAAUAUGCAGAUAAUGUGUUUGACUGGAUAGAAAAAUAUGCUCCCGGCUUCAAGGCAUCUGUGAUUGGCAGAGACGUCCUCGUGCCACCGGAUCUGGAAAGGAUAUUCGGUCUCUCCGGAGGAAACAUUUUCCAUGGGAGCAUGUCUCUAGACCAGUUGUAUUUUGCUCGACCAAUACCAGGAUUCGCAAAUUAUAGAACACCCAUACAUGGUCUUUAUCUAUGUGGCAGUGGAGCACAUCCAGGCGGAGGUGUCAUGGGCGCAUCAGGAAGAAAUGCAGCUCUGGUGGCGUUACAAGACCUCAAGCUUCGGGCUUAACAUUCCAAAAAAAAAAAAGAAUUCCAUAUCCUCUUUUAGUACAUAGAAAUAUAAAGUGAAUACUUUCCUUUU
Messenger RNA from Bufo bufo (common toad), 1981 nucleotides. RefSeq names its product pyridine nucleotide-disulphide oxidoreductase domain 2 (gene PYROXD2). Bases 176 to 1909 code for a protein of 577 amino acids. Lineage: Eukaryota; Metazoa; Chordata; Amphibia; Anura; Bufonidae. The record is from RefSeq and is a predicted model, not a curated record. The transcript has 16 exons. Gene Ontology annotation, molecular function: oxidoreductase activity.